CAUGCAAUUGCAGUGCUCCUGCCCACCACAGCCGGCAGCUUCACGCUUCAUUAUUGACCCUCGGGGUUCGGAGUUGCCCCUCAUCCCCAUUCCCGUAAUUAUCCUUCCCUUGGCUCCUCCCCUCCCAGAGUAUUUUAUCAGAUCUGAAGGCGACCCUCAUUGUUCGCACGCAAAUCACGCUAGUCCAAAAAUGGUCAUGGGAGAGUAUGAUGUAAUGCUUCCCCAGCAUGUUGCAAUGUACCGCAUCCUCACCUCGCCCGCAAUGCUCGCAACGAGUCCUCCAAGCACUGAAGAGCUUUAUUAUUGAAGCGAAAUCGCCGCCAAAAUGAGGCAGGUCAUCUCGCACGGUUUCGCUCUCGGAAUUUCGGAAACCUCGGAACCUCCUUCGAAACCUCCCUCGGAACCGCCUUGCUCCUUCCCUCCAACAUGGCCACAGAAGCGAUUCAGAGUGGCGAACAGCCAAAGAAGUCCCUCAUUCUGAACGCAUUCGUCGAGAUGUGCUCAGGACAUCAGUCACCCGGUCUUUGGCGUCACCCAGACGACCACUCCAAGGACUUCAACUCAGUCGACCAUUGGAUCGAGCUCGCAAAGCUCCUGGAGAGAGCAAAGUUCCAUGGCAUGUUCAUUGCAGACGUCUUAGGCGGUUAUGAUGUCUACAAGGGCCCACAUAAUCUAGAGCCAGCCAUCAGGAGCGCCGCUCAGUGGCCUGUUAAUGAGCCGUUGGCCGUCAUUCCUGCCAUGGCGGCCGCGACAACGAGUCUUUCAUUUGGAGCCACGGUUGCGGUAACUUAUGAACAGCCUUUCCAUUUAGCACGGAGGCUAUCUACGGUCGAUCACUUGACGAAUGGAAGAGUAGGUUGGAACAUUGUUACGGGCUAUCUGGACUCUGCGGCUCGUAACCUGGGCUAUACUCAGCAGCCUGAGCAUGACGAAAGAUAUGCUAUCGCGGAGGAGUAUAUCCGCGUCAUGUACAAGCUCUUCGAAAGUUCAUGGCGUGACGACGCCGUGGUCCUGGACAAAGAACGCGGAAUCUACACCGACCCCAGCCGAGUCCGUGAGAUCAACCACAAGGGGAAAUACUACUCAGUACCAGGCCCUCAUAUCUGCCAGCCAUCACCGCAACGUACCCCACUCCUCCUGCAAGCGGGGACCAGCCGCGCGGGUAAGGCCUUUGCGGCUCAGCAUGCCGAAGCGAUUUUUGUUGGCGGCCACAGCCCAUCGGUGAUUGCGAAGAACAUUGCAGAGAUAAGAAGCCUUGCCGAGAGCUUCGGGAGAAACAGACACGAUGUCAAGUUCCUCGCCAUGAUGUGCCCUAUCAUCGGCAAAACGGAAGAGGAGGCGCGGGCCAAAUAUGAGGACUACAUCCAGUAUGGGGACAUUGAGGGUGCACUUGCGCUCUUUGGGGGGUGGACGGGUAUCGAUCUGAGUGUCUAUGGUGAUGACGAGGAGCUCAGACAUGUGGAGUCGAACGCUAUCCGAUCCGCAGUGGAAGCCUGGUCACAUGCAAUUCCCGGGAUCCCGCGUUGGACCAAGAAGACGGUCGGUCGCCAUUUGGCCAUUGGUGGCUUGGGCGCAACCGUUAUCGGUACUCCCGCCACUGUUGCCGACGAAUUCGAGCGCUGGGUGCGCGAGGCGGAUGUUGACGGAUUCAACAUUGCUUACGCGGUCAAACCAGGCACAUUCGUUGAUGUGGCAGAGCUGUUGAUCCCCGAGCUGAGGCGGAGAGGCUUGUUCUGGGAUGAUUACAAGGUUCCGGGAGGCACAUACAGGGAGAAUUUCUAUGGGCAGAAGGGUCAAAGCAGAGUGUUGGAUAGACAUAUUGCUUCGAAGUAUACCUGGAAGGCAGGGGUGGAGAAGGAGGCAUUCAAGGAGCCGGAGUCAUAGGUGCCACUGAUUAUGAGAAGCAGUUUUUGUUGGGUCGAUCAGAUGAAAUUAUAUUCGAUUGUUGAUUCCGUC
Molecule: messenger RNA, 1956 nt
Organism: Westerdykella ornata
Lineage: Eukaryota; Fungi; Ascomycota; Dothideomycetes; Pleosporales; Sporormiaceae
Product: putative xenobiotic compound monooxygenase, DszA family
Exons: 3
Coding region: 427-1884 (485 amino acids)
Molecular function (GO): oxidoreductase activity, acting on paired donors, with incorporation or reduction of molecular oxygen; monooxygenase activity
Source: RefSeq, a predicted model, not a curated record